This is a messenger RNA of Pantherophis guttatus, 3433 nucleotides long. RefSeq names its product nicolin 1, tubulin polyglutamylase complex subunit (gene NICN1). The record is from RefSeq and is a predicted model, not a curated record. Lineage: Eukaryota; Metazoa; Chordata; Lepidosauria; Squamata; Colubridae. Gene Ontology annotation, cellular component: nucleoplasm.
GCGGGGCGGCCAUGCUGGAAGCGGCGUUGAGCUCAGAGACGCCGCGAGCCCCUUCGCAGCAGCCCGUCAAGCGGUGAAGGAGGCGGGUGGAAAAGACACAAGGCGGCAGAGCCGUGUUCGUAGCCGGGCUGCCGGGAGCAGACGUGUUCCCAAGUUGUGUGUGAAGUAACGGCAUUGGGCGGACCCCUGUUCGCUGCCUUUCCCGCAUGAGGGAGCUUUGCCCGUCAUCUGCCUGUCAGCCGCUACUGCGGGCUAAUGACGUUUGCCUUUGAUAAAAGGUGGCCGAGACCCCACCUGCCCUGUUAAUAAUGCGGAAAUCUGCAGGGUCGGAGAGUGUCGUCGUCGUUUAGUUUCAAGGGAUAGAGUGAGGAACCAUGGCAUUGGAGCCAGUCCCCUGCGCCAUUAAGAACCCAGUAGCACUGCAAGUGGGAGACAUGAAGACUGAGAUAGGCCGGCCUGGUGUUCUGGUGAUUGAUGUUUCAUUUCCACACUUGCAGACCACUGAUUUACAGGCAGUUGCAUUCAAAAAUUACUAUACUGCCUUUUUGACCCUUCGAGUACAGCGGCGAAGUUCUGCAGAUGGUGGGAAUGAAAGCCCUUCCAAAUGGGUUACUUGUCUACGUAAUUUUUGUUUGAUGCCUAACCCACAUACAGAGGAAGGUUCUCAAAACUACUUCUCUAUUUCCAGACAUCAGAUGCUUUGUGAUGUGGAUCAGGUGGCUGCCAUGCGUUUUAUCCUGCACCAACCUUCUCCAGUAUGGUUGCAUUUUACAAUUGAGGAGCUGCAGCUUUUUUCUUUGUGUCAGAAGAGUCCUCAGAAAGGCUUUCCAGCUUGGCUUUCUCAUCCUUCUCCUCAGGAGCAGCCCACAGGCUUACAUGAUGGACUUCCUGAUGCCGACAGAGUGUCUUCUGAACUGCAGCAAAUGUGGAUUUUAACGGAGAUGCUCCAGGCCAACCAACCAGUAGCACGGAUUGGACGCUUUGAUAUAGAGGACUCCUAUGACCUUAAUCUACUUUCUUAUACUUGAAUGGUUGCAAGACAAGAAGCAAGGCUUCUAAGCAGGGCUGCAUCCUGCAUUGUAGUCUGGCUGAGCAGGAAGAAGGAAGAUUAAGCAGGAGCACGAAGAUUAAGACUUGAUUACUUCUAUGUUCCAGUUUCAUGUUCCAACAACUAUCCAGUUAGGUUCUGGUUUCAGUUCUGUGGUAAUCUGGUUUUCAAACCUAUAUCUUGCACUGAACCUGGAAAGUUAGAUUACCUAAACUGAAGCUGCCUAAUUAGGGCUGUUUCUCUCCUGAUCUACUUUUCCAUCUGCCUUGCUGCAUGAUAUAUGUUUCUUUUUAAGGCAAAAGUGGCGUGGUGACACAGUGGUUAGAGUGGAGUACUGCAGGCUACUUCUGCUGAUCACGGGCUGCCAGCAGUUUGGCAGAUCGAAUCUCACCAGGCUCAAGGUUGACUCAGCCUUCCAUCCUUCCGAGGUCGGUAAAAUGAGGACCCAGAUUGUUGGGGGCAAUAGGCUGACUCUGUAAACCACUUAGAGAGAGCUGUAAAGCACUGUGAACUGGUAUAUAAGUCUAAGUGCUAUUGCUAUUGCUAAAAUGGUAUAUAUUCAAGAAUCUGGUACUGGGAGCAUGGAGGAAAGGAAUCCUUCAUUUUUCUAAAUAGUGACUUGAGAUAUUGUAAGAAGGACGAAAAGACUCCAGAUAUUGGGGUCUAAGAUUAAAAAAGGGCAAUUCUAAAAAAUGCCAGAUACAGAGAUGAAUGUGGCUGUCUACCUCACUUAUACUUACAGAGCAUAAGUCUUUUCAUAUGUGUGUAGACUUCAAAAAGAAAAUGUUGCAUCAUGCAAAAACCAUGACACUAGUAUUCUUGGAGGGAUUGAGGUGGUAGAAAGCUAUGUUUUAUCAUAAAUUUUCUAUCCCAAUAUGCUAUUAAUAUGUUUUCUCAUAUGUCCAAUGAGUGUUGAACUUGGUUAAAUGAAAGGAAAAGUUUGGUUCAUUUUGUCUCAUGUCAAAGAACUUUAAAUAAAUUGUAUUUGCAAAGCACAUCUGAAAAUUACCAAGGAGAUAUUUGAACAUCUUCAUUCAAGCCACUGAAUGACAUCUAUUUUCUGGAAUAGCAUUGUAUGAUUUCCACAGAAAAUCAUUUUCCUUGUGAAGACCAGUCCUUGUUAUAGUAUGGACAUAAUUUGUAGUUGUCAGAAGGACCAAACUGUAGAACGGUAUAAAUUUCUGCAGUGGGAUGUGUGUGAUUUUUUUUUUUAAAAAGUAUUACAUUUUUUGGAGUAUCUGUACAGUUGUUUUCUGUAUAUCUAUUACGCACUUCCUAUUAUUUAUUAUUUAUGUUAAUUAUUUAUAGUUGGAAAGGAUUGUAAUAGACUUCUAAUGCACUCUAUAUAUCAGGGUUAUGUAUCUCAAUGGGAUACUUAGCCAGAUUUAAGGGGUCACAAAUAAAUGAAAAGCUAAGUAUUAUAUAAUGACACACUGUAAACACACGGAAAAUACUUUUGAUCCUAAAGGCAGCACAUAAAUUUUUGUUCCAGAUACAUAUGGAAUACAUGCCUUAAUUUCUUUUCUUUGGUUUUUAGUAUAGUUUCUGGGGCAAAAAAUGGGAGCUUUGAGGCUGAUUCCUUCCAGCCAUCCGAUGGAGAUGGUUUCAUUGCUAGUGCCAUUAUUAGUAAGAAAUCUCUUUCAGCCUAUUUGUUUGCUAUGAGGCCAUAUAAUUAUUUCUGCUUAUUGGCAGAAAAAGAAAGAGGCUAUUCCGAGAGUUGAAGUAGAAGGAAACACUGCUGUCAUAUUUUUAUCUGAACAGAGUUCCCAAAUACAUAAGAGAUGAAAAACAAAGUAGCAAAGAAUGAGAUGAAGUCUCAAAUUAUCUGCUCAAUAAAAAAAGUAAUGACAUAUCUUUCACCUACUGUACUCUUUACUUUAAAUGAUUACUUCUGAGUAAUUUCAUUUUCCCAAACUGUGAUUCUUGCAUUUAUGUUGAUGUUCUACUGAAAAAUAAUUUGGACUCUGAUUCUGAAAUAAUGUUUUUGCUUCUCUUCUCUUUUAAAUAUUAUCACAGCAAUACAAUAAUAAUUGAAGCAACAACUAGUAAAUAUUCAGACACCUGUAAUACUGUGGGCAGACUAAUCUCCAGGUAGAAUAUUCACUUUGCUAAUCUUUAAGGUGUUUAUUAGUAAGUAUAUUACAUUCAUUAAUUUCACAUUCUGUAUAAAAUUCUUAAACACCAAAUGUUGAAAAUAUAGACUGUCAAACUUUUCAGCAAGAUGCCAGUACUGUACUAAACAUGACAGCAAAUCUGUGUAUUUGAAUGGAAAAUAUUAUAAUUUCUGAUUAUUUUAUAUUUGUGCAGUUCUCAGAUGUUACUGCCUGACAGUUGGUAAUAACCUAAGAUAAUAAAUUAAAAGGCCAUCAAGACUAGUAGCACCAA